AUGGUGGUCAUCUGCGAAUAUGACAACGCAAACAGAAAAAAUAACCGCCUGCAAAUAUUCAACGUGGAUGAGGGCAAGCCAAUAAACUCCCUCUUACAGGGCCAGAUUCAACCCUUAGGAGUUGCAGUGACACGCGACCAACAGAGCGUUGUUGUGACGGAUUGUAAAGAAAAAAGGGUGAAAAUAGUUUCCCUAGCCACGGGGUCUGUCGUGGCCGAAAUUGGAAAGGGUCAGUUUGGCUGGCCGUACGGGGUGGCCGUUAACAGUAAAGGUCAUAUUAUUGUUAGUGAUGCCUUCAACGACUCUGUUGCUGUUUUUAGCGCAGAAGGCAAAAAAAUUCGAACGUUUGGCUCAACUGGAAGCCACCCAGAACAGUUUAGAAACCCUUACCAUGUCGCCGUAGACUCAAGGGAUAAAAUUUACGUCAGUGACUGUGGGAACAACUGUGUUAAGGUUGGUUGA
Molecule: messenger RNA, 462 nt
Organism: Helobdella robusta
Lineage: Eukaryota; Metazoa; Annelida; Clitellata; Rhynchobdellida; Glossiphoniidae
Exons: 2
Coding region: 1-462 (153 amino acids)
Molecular function (GO): protein binding
Source: RefSeq, a predicted model, not a curated record